Molecule: messenger RNA, 1038 nt
Organism: Phaethon lepturus (White-tailed tropicbird)
Lineage: Eukaryota; Metazoa; Chordata; Aves; Phaethontiformes; Phaethontidae
Gene: AMACR
Product: alpha-methylacyl-CoA racemase
Exons: 4
Biological process (GO): bile acid metabolic process
Cellular component (GO): mitochondrion
Molecular function (GO): alpha-methylacyl-CoA racemase activity
Source: RefSeq, a predicted model, not a curated record
GUGUCAUGGAAAAACUUGGGCUUGGUCCAGAGGUCCUUCUACAGGAGAAUCCCAGACUCAUCUAUGCUAGACUUACUGGAUUUGGCCAGACAGGAAACUAUGCCAAGUCUGCAGGUCAUGACAUCAAUUAUUUGGCUUUAUCAGGUGUGCUGUCAAAGCUGGGUAGAAAAGAUGAAAACCCUUACGCACCUGUAAAUCUUCUGGCUGAUUUUGCUGGUGGAGGUGUCAUGUGCGCACUGGGCAUUGUUACAGCCCUUUAUGAACGUACCAAAUCUGGAAAAGGGCAGAUCAUUGAUGCAAGUAUGGUAGAAGGAGUAGCAUACCUAAGUUCUUUCCUGUGGAAAUCACAAAAUUUGGGACUUUGGAACAGACCUCGAGGUGAGAACCUCCUAGAUAGUGGUGCACCUUUUUAUGAAACCUACAAGACCUCCGAUGGAAAAUUCAUGGCUGUUGGUGCCAUUGAACCACAAUUCUAUGAGCAGUUAAUAAAGGGUCUUGGGCUAGAUUCCGAUAAACUUCCCAAUCAGUUGAGUUUCUCCGACUGGCCUGAAAUGAAGAAAAAAUUUGCAUCCAUAUUUGCACAGAAGACACAAGCUGAGUGGUGCAGCAUAUUUGAUGGUACUGAUGCCUGUGUGACCCCUGUUUUAUCCUUUGAUGAUGUUGCCUCACAUCAGCAUAACAAACAAAGAAGUUCUUUUAUCAAAAAUGAUCAGGAAGAGAUAAGUCCGAGACCUGCUCCUCUUCUAUCAAGGACCCCUGCUGUUCCAUCAUUUAAAAGAGAUCCUUUUAUAGGAGAACACACAGAAGAGAUACUUCUAGAAUAUGGAUUUACUAAGCAAGAGAUUACUAAACUUUAUUCUGAUAAAAUAAUAGAAUUCAGUAAACCAACAGCUAAUUUAUAAUCUCUGACUAUGCAGAUCAGACACAUUUCAGGCUGAUACAAUAUGUUUUUAUGCAUUAAAUUGAAUUACAUGAUAAAUAAAUGUUUGCAUAAUAUAGCUUUUAAAUAUUUUUUAAUUAUUGACUUUUAAAUGUUAU